AUGACUAAUCAGUUUGGGACCGGUAAAAAUCCACCAUGGGCCAGACAAGACUUCACAAACCAGGCCAUGACGGGGAUAUUGCAGACAAACAUCUCCUACCCUUACAGCCAGGCACAGCCAUCGUAUGGUGCUCAGCAGUUGCCAGCAGCGCCUUCACAAGCUACUAUGCUGACUCCGGCCGGAAUGGCACUUCCGACCACGCUGACCGGAACCAGUGGCCAGGUGGGAAGUUUAAGCUAUCCACUGAAGCCACAGAAUGCUACGGCAGCCAUUACCAACCAGAAGCAGAGGAUCUUCACUGGAAUUGUCACCAAACUGCAUGAGAAUUUUGGUUUUGUAGAUGAGGAGGUCUUCUUUCAGAGCAGUUGUGUCAAAGGGGUCAUCCCAAAAGUUGGAGACAGGGUACUGGUGGAAGCGGUCUACAAUGCCAAUAUGCCUUUCAAGUGGAAUGCCACUAAUGUCGUUUCUUUGACAGAAACAGUAGCAGGCACCCAGAUAAUAACCCUCAACCAACAGCAACAGCAGCAGCAGCAGCAACAGCAGCAGCUGAAGGCUAUGCAGCAACAAGCUCUCAGCAUAUUUUCUGGCCCUGGCAUCAUUGGCAGCUUAUCAAAUAUAGUUGGCGGGCAGGGCCUCAGUAAUCCACCUGGGUCUCAGUCUCUCAUGUCUGGGCUGGGGAAGUUUACCAGCGGGGGAAUGUUUACUGCUAGUAACCGUCCAGGCAUCAACACAGGACCUGGUUUACUAGUCGACCCGGUGCCAAGAGGGUCUUUAAAAGAUCAGAGAAGUUUAUCUAUGGGAGGUCAGGCUGCUCAUAGCAGUCUAAAAGAAAGAGAGAAGAGGGAGAGGGAGCGCAGGGAACGACGUGAAGAAAGACCAAAACACUCCAGGUCUCCCUUGAAGAGGUCUCGCUCGCCACCACCGAGAUUACGCAGCCCUCCGAAGCGUAAGGCUGUCCCACAGCCUCCUAGAUAUGUGGUGCAGGUGCCUAAAAUUCUUUUAGAUGUGCAGGAAUCUUGUGUGAUGUCACUGAAGAGCAAGUACGGCAACCUGUACAUCCCCAGCGACUUCUUCCACACCUCCUUCUCCUGGGUGGAGAACUUUCCCCUGACACAUCCUUUCACCCUGGGCAAGUCCUGCAGCUUUCAGAUCAUGCACAAAGAUGUGCCCCCAGUCAAGAAAGAGCAGGUUGAAUAUGAGCCCGAAGAUGCAGACUACCUCUUCAGUGCUAAGGUGAUGCUCCUGGCAAGUCCUACCGAGGAAGAACUGUACAAGAAAUCAUGCUGCCUUGCCGAAGACAUGCCAGAUUGCAUGGACAACUUCCAGCAUCCCACUCGCCUUCUCCAGUUCCUUGUGGGAACUCGUGGCAAGAAUGAGCCGAUGGCCAUUGGGGGCCCUUGGUCUCCGUCUCUAGAUGGCCCGAACCCACAGAGCAACCCGCAUGUUCUCAUUAAGACUGCCAUUCGAACCACCAAAGCUUUGACAGGGAUCGACCUCAGUUCAUGUACUCAGUGGUACCGCUUUGCAGAGAUCCGCUACUUCCGAGCUGAGACUAAGCACAAGGAGCGGGUGCAACCCGCCCGGGUGGAAACUGUCAUCAUUUUCUUACCAGAUGUGUGGAUCUGCAACCCGACCCGCCAGGAGUGGGUUGCCAUCGAGGCUGCCUAUCAGAAACAGCUGCAGCAGAGGCUCAACCCCAGCCAACAACAGGGAGAGGAAGAAACUGAGGAACAGGAGGCGGCCACAAAACCUGAGCCAAGCCAUUAUUCUGCUCUUGACCUGAAGGUUAUGAAGGUAGGAGAAAUGCAGCGUGAGCUGGAGCUUCGAAACCUGAAUGCCAAGGGAUUGAAGUCACAGCUGGUUGCUCGGCUGACGAAGGUGAUUAGGUUAGAGCGGGAUGAGCAUGAAAGCAAAGAGAUUGCUGCUGAGGUGGAAGUGACCAAAGAAGAAGAAGAUGUCAAGACAAACGAUGAGGAUACUGAUGCCGGAAGUAAAAGACGAGAGGAUGAUGAACUGAAGAGAAAAGAAAAACGGGAAAGAGCUGUGCUAGAGCGACGAUACAAAUUGUCGGAGACUCCUUCAGUGCUGGUUCAUCCAUCUGCCACUGCCAAGGGCAGCAAAUUUGACUGCUCAGUGAUGUCCCUUAGUUUGUUGUUAGAUUACAGGCCAGAGGACAGCAAGGAACAUUCCUUUGAGGUGUCUCUGUUUGCUGAGCUAUUCAACGAGAUGCUGAUGAGGGACUUUGGCUUUCAAAUUUACAAGUGUCUGGUUCAGGCUGCAGCUAGAGGGGACUGUGAAAAGAAACAGACCAAAGAUAAGGAGGAAAAGAAAGACAGAGAUGAAAAGGAUCAAGAGAUUAAGAAAGAGUCGGAGGAAGAUAACUGCAGCAAAGACAAGCCUGAUGAAUCAAGUCCAGCAAGCAAGAAAUCGGAGGAUCGGGAACCUAGCCCAAAAAGGGCAAAGUCUGGGCAGGGG
Molecule: messenger RNA, 2475 nt
Organism: Candidula unifasciata
Lineage: Eukaryota; Metazoa; Mollusca; Gastropoda; Stylommatophora; Geomitridae
Source: the annotation of a GenBank genome assembly